This is a messenger RNA of Lodderomyces theae, 1392 nucleotides long. It is a transcript of the gene PHO113, whose product is annotated as acid phosphatase. Gene Ontology annotation, cellular component: fungal-type cell wall. Gene Ontology annotation, molecular function: acid phosphatase activity. The transcript has a single exon. The record is from RefSeq and is a predicted model, not a curated record. NCBI's taxonomy places the organism in Eukaryota, Fungi, Ascomycota, Pichiomycetes, Serinales, Debaryomycetaceae. The coding region runs from base 1 to 1392 and encodes 463 amino acids.
AUGGUUGCCGUUUCAAAUUUACUCAACAGUGGGUUGUUGUUGGUUAGUCAAAACAUCUACCAAGAUGUUGCUACACCUCAGGAAAUGAAGGUUGAUGGGUACAACAUCUUGAACUUCCUUGGAGGACUGGGUCCUUACAUCAGCAGGGAAUCGUAUGGUAUUGACCCUUCUAUCCCAGAUGGGUGUACCAUUCAACAAGUACAAUUAUUAUCAAGACACGGUGAGAGAUUUCCUUCAAAGAAUGUGGGGAAAACUUUGGAAAAGAUUUACAAGAAAUUUCAAGACUACAAUGGCACAUUCACUGGGGACUUGUCAUUUUUGAAUGACUAUGAGUACUUUGUCCCUGAUACCACUCAAUACGAAAAGGAGACAUCUCCAAAGAACUCUGAAGGAACAUUUGCUGGUACUUCCGAUGCUUUAAGACACGGGGCUACUUUUAGAGCCAAAUACGGAUCAUUGUAUAACGUCAACUCCACUUUGCCAGUCUUUUCGUCCAACUCAGGUCGUUGUUAUGAGACCUCGAGAUACUUUGCGAGAGGUUUCCUUGGUGAUGACUUCCAAGAGGGCAAGACUGUCAAGUUCAACAUUAUUGAUGAAGCAGCAACUUCUGGAGUCAACAGUUUGACUCCAAGAAACUCAUGCCCCAACUACAACGAUUCAUCCAAUGAUGCCACCGUUGCCAAAUACAACACCAGCUACUUGCAACCUAUUGCUGACAGAUUGAACAAGCCAAACCCGGGGUUGAACUUGACUGCAAAGGAUGUCAGCUCGUUUGUCAGCUGGUGUGCUUUUGAAAUCAAUGUUCGUGGUAGCUCACCAUUCUGUGACUUGUUCACAAAUGAAGAGUACAUCAAAGCUUCAUAUGCCAACGACUUGUCAAACUACUACUCCAAUGGCCCAGGCAACAAUUUCACAAAGACUAUCGGAUCUACAUUGUUGAACGCAUCUUUGUCUUUGUUGAAAGAUGACUCAGCCAACAACAAGAUUUGGUUGUCGUUUACUCACGACACUGAUUUGGAAAUUUACCACAGUGCUUUGGGAAUAUUGGAACCUUCUGAGGAUCUCCCAACCGAUUAUAUUCCAUUUCCGAAUCCAUAUAUUCACUCAUCAAUUGUUCCUCAAGGUGCAAGAAUCUACACUGAAAAGUACCAAUGUGGUGGUGAUUCAUAUGUUAGAUACCUUGUCAAUGAUGCUGUUGUUCCUAUUGAAAAGUGUGCCACAGGACCUGGUUUCUCGUGUAAACUCGAUGACUUUGAAAAUUAUCUCAAUGAAAGGAUCGGUGGUGUCAAUUUUGUUCAAGAAUGUGGUAUCAAUUCAUCAGUUCCUCAAAAAGUCACCUUUUAUGAAGAUUACAAAAACACGCUCUACAAUGCCACUAUUGGCGACUUUUAA